UCUUUUACUACAAUUUUGGUUAAUCUGAGAAGGUAGAAAAACACAAGACAAUAUUGCAUCUGAUUCUUAAUCUAAAUGUCCCUAUCCAUCACGAAUAAACCAAAGGACCCAGUAGGCUCCGAUGCCAAUCUUCAACUUUCUACCAAAAUAGAAUGCGACAGAUGACACAUAUUUUGCUUUAUCCGAUCCAUCUGACAAAUACCUUCCUGAAUAUUUGAUUUUUUUAUUAUAUAUACCCAUUUUCAAGAAAAAGGGAAGCAAGAAAAAGAAAAUCCCAAAAAGAAAGCUCGGUUUGUGUUGGAGUCGCCGACACCCAGUUUCGACUACGAAACACUCUUCCUCUGCAUUUUGGGUACUUUGAAUUUUGCAACAAAUUCGCAUAUACAGAGAAACAGAGAGAGAUGGAUGGAGGUGUCAAAGUGAACAAAUGGGGUUACGAGGUUAGGACAUCUUCGGAUGCUUGUAUAUCUGCUAUCAAUGAUUUCUAUUACCAGGUGCUGAUUUAUGGAAGAAAAAGGAGUGUGAUAUUGGAAGCCACUGUUCAUGACAAGGACUGCGUGCUUGCCAACAUUUUGGCUGCUCAUAUCCUCUACACCAAUCCUUCCCGAGCUCGCUCCCACCUCCAAGCCGCUGAGUCCCGACUGGAACAAGCCACCAGGUAUGAGAAAGCUGUUUUUGAUGCAACCAGUAGUUUGAUUUCUGAGAACAGAGACGAUGAUGUUGCUUUUGAGUUGCAUUCUAAGCUUUUAAAAGAAUUUCCAAAAGAUUUGGUCUCUUUAAAAAGAGCCCAAGUGCUGUGCUUCUACAUGGGGCGACCUGAUCUAUCCUUGAGUCUGGUUCAACAGGUUCUUCCUGAAAAUCAAGAAGAAGAUUACAUAUAUGGCAUGCUUGCUUUCCCUUUACUGGAGCUAGGCCAAAUGGCUGAUGCUGAGAAAGCUGCAAAAAGAGCAUACAAAAUCAACAAACAAGACUUCUGGGCUCAACAUGCCUUGUGCCAUGUUCUUCAGUAUGAGUGCCAUUUCAAGGAAGCCGUGGCGUUCAUGGAAGGAUGUUCAUCUUCAUGGUCUUCUUGCUCAUCAUUUAUGCUCACACAUAAUUGGUGGCAUGUAGCUCUUUGUUACUUAGAAGGUCAUUCACCAAUCCAAAAAGUCCUAGAGUUAUAUGACCAAUUUAUCUGGAAGGAGUUAGAAAAAGUUGAUGCAAUAUAUCCAGAGGUAUACUUGAAUGCUGUGGGUCUCUUGCUGCGAGUUUAUGUCCGGGGUGAAAUUAAUAUCUUUAAGGACCGUCUGGAGAUCUUAGCUAGUCGUUUGACAAAUCAUUCCUACUGGUACCUAGAGUGGCACUUUGAUUUGUUAAUACUAUGGGCGUUGGCUUAUACUAAUGAGAUUUCUGAAGCUGAAGAUUUACUUGGAGCCUUAAAGUCCAGAGUGGCCAAGAUGAGCAAAAAGAAGCAACAAUUGAUGCAGCGAGGCAUAUUGCUUGCAGAAUCUCUCUUCGAGUAUGGGAGAGGUAAUGACAAACGAGCACUGGAAUUGCUUGGUCCAGCUUUUGAUGCCAAUGAUCUUAAGAUGAUUGGUGCAUCUGAGGAACAGCUUGAUGUAUUCAAUGAAAUGUGGUAUUGUAUGUUGUUGAAUACUGGACAAGCAACAAAAGCAAUCGAAGUACUUGAAAAGAGAAUUAAAAAAAGGGAAGGAGUUCCGUUCUUGUGGCGCCUGCUGGAGAGAGGCUAUAACAUGAUCGGAAAGCAAGAAGAAGCUGCGACUGUAGGUGAGAAGGCUAAGGUUUUGGAAAAUACAUAUUUCAAACAACCAGUAGGAUUCACAACCAUAUAACCAGUCUAUGAAAACAAAUCAAAAUGUUGUUAUAUUUCUUACUUUGUGUUGAAAACCGAUAUGUAAAUACGAUCAAACAAAGACAGAGAAACAAUUCUCUUACAGAUUAUUAUAUUUCCAAAGUGUAAUUUCGCACAAUGUGAACAAGGUUGUACAUAGAAUACGAACAUGGGGUUUCUAAUUUCUCUA
Molecule: messenger RNA, 2021 nt
Organism: Ziziphus jujuba (common jujube)
Lineage: Eukaryota; Viridiplantae; Streptophyta; Magnoliopsida; Rosales; Rhamnaceae
Exons: 14
Coding region: 402-1832 (476 amino acids)
Molecular function (GO): protein binding
Source: RefSeq, a predicted model, not a curated record